Molecule: messenger RNA, 3842 nt
Organism: Strongylocentrotus purpuratus (purple sea urchin)
Lineage: Eukaryota; Metazoa; Echinodermata; Echinoidea; Camarodonta; Strongylocentrotidae
Exons: 2
Coding region: 1740-3842 (700 amino acids)
Molecular function (GO): zinc ion binding; nucleic acid binding
Source: RefSeq, a predicted model, not a curated record
UUAGUGUGGCUGCCGCCAGAAUUUGUCAUUAGUAUUUUUAAUUUUUGUUCAUAGCACCACCUAUUUUACAUGUGCAUCGCCCUUUAAGUAAUUUCUCUUUGUUACUUAAGAAAGAUUUACAGCGCAUGCCUAGCGCGGGUCAAUGUCAAUAAAAGGCCUACAAACACAUUUUUAGUACGCACGAGAAAAUAGUUCCAUACAUUCAAGCAUAAGAAAUAAGUUAUUAUCAUUAAUUAUGUACUGAAAUGUAAAGUAAUGUUCAUUGAAAUGCGAAUAACAUUAGUAAAUUCUGUCAAAACUAAAUCGUUGGUCGUUUUAAGUAAAAUUCCAGUUGGACAAAUUAUUUGAUAUCCGUGUGCCGAUAAGUUCGGUGAACGCGUUGACCCUUGGCUUUUCUGAAUUACGACCUGGCCCAAGCAAUACGUGUUUUGUGGGGUCUUCAAGAAACGCCAAAGUUUCAAGGUAUAUUUUGCUGCCCAAGGAUGGAAAAGUCCUGCCAACGAGUUUUCACGGCACUGUUCAUCACUGUUACUUUGUUUUGACAAUCGUUAAGUCAAAUAAAGACAUUCGUCACCAGAAAAUGAACAUCCGUUUCAACGUUGAGUUAUUUUGAUCCUGCGGCAGCAACAGUGAAAACUCGGAUGGACAUGACACCUGAGAAAUCCAUAAUUGGAUCAACUACUCAAGCCAAAUAUUUGAUGUGAUGUCUGGAACUGCAUUCGUCCUCACCUGGCCACUAAGGAAGCUGACGAGGAACUCGGCAAGACACGGGCAAUCAAACGGCUUGGAGGUUGAUCAUCGCUCAAGGAUGUCAGGUUCAUUUUCAUCAAAAUAAUUGAAGAUUGAAAUCAAAGAAAGAACACUAGAACAUUUAUAUGCGAUUGAAAUUUCUCGUUUGGAAACUUAAGCAAUAAACAAGCUAAAGAUUGAUUUAGGCUUGCAUAUCAACUUCUCGAGAGAAUUUCAGAUUUAAAACCUUUAAGAUCUCUAACAGAGUCUUGGUUCGUAUCCCAGAAUUGUAACAGCUAUUUAUGCUGAUUUGUUUGGAUAACGUAAUUUAAAACAACAUAAGACUUGAUUCCCUUAUGAUGUUUGGGAUUUAAAUUUUCAGCUAAGAUUAUAAUUUUCUUAAAAUACUUAUCUAACGAGUGGAGAUAAGUUUACAGAAUUUGUUAUGUGUAUGUAACAUCUCAUCAAGAAUAACCUUGUGUGUGCACUUAUAGAUGAUUUUGAGACAAAAUAACAUGAUCAAGUUCAUUUGAAAGGAUAUUUUUUUAUUAAGAUUGAAAAAAUUUCUAAACUAAAAAGAAACUGAUUACCGAUAGUGUUUUCCUUUAAGAACAAGGGAACAAAAGGUCAUAAUAAUUUGAAAUUGAUUAGAAAUCGGGUUACCUUGUUGAUAUUGGAAUUGAUUUGGAUUCAUGAUAAUAUCAUUAAUUCUAUGCUACGUUUGAUAUUUUUAUUAUUUCAAAGCUUGAAUGUAUCGAAUUGUAUGUCCUGCGUAGCGCUGUGUUUUUAUCGUGCCCGAAUUGAGAUUUGGGUUAAAGCAGUUAUCUUUGCUAUUUGUUAUCAGCUACUGCCAUUUGCUGUUACCAGCCCACUCCCACACGCCCAUUUCUAUUUCACUUCCAAACUUUGAUUCAAAUUCAAACUUCAAAUUUCGGUCAAGAUUAUUUAAAUUUGAUCUCAAAUACUGAUUUUCUUGUUGGUUUAUUUACCUCAAAAAUAUAUCGUUCAAUAUGGAAGGGCAACAACCAACUGAAAAUAACUUGACUACUGACUCGACUAACUUACCUCCUGAAACACUUCGCCGCUCCACUCGUCCUGUCAAAUUGACAGAGAAAGCAUUGCAGAAUAAAGAAGACGACCUUCAAGGUAAGUUUUUUGUUGAACAUAUAGAUUUGCAUUCGAUCAUACAAUCUACUCGAAAUAGCUUAUUGUCUCAAAACAUUGAUGGUGAUAGCUUAGCAGUGAAUAAGCUUGACAUUACUGCUAGGCUCAAUUCUUUGAAGGAGAUAUUUGUUGAGCUAAAAAGGCUCAAUGAAGACUCCAUUGAUGAUGAGGUUAUUGAGGCAAUGGAUGAAUCUUCUAUUUCUGUUCGUAAUAUCUUAUCGGAUAUUGAUAAGGUAUCCAACAUGUCUUCUUCUAGACAACCAUCAAUUCGGUUGGCGCACUCAACACAAUCACGACUCUCGAGGACAUCUUCCAGAUCGUCACGACGAGUUGCAGUCGCAGCAGAAGCCGCUGCAUUACAAGAAGAGCUUACAGCCCAGAAGCUUCAAAAUGAACGGGAAAAGGAGCUCGAAAGAAUGGAACUUGAGGAAGAAAUGAGGAGGAAGCAAGUAGUUUUCAAAAUGUCCGAGCUGAAAAGACAACUAGAAGAGGAAAGACUACAAGGCAAGCUCAAGGCACAAGAAGCAAUUAUGAGAGUCUACGAUGAAGAAGAUGGAACCAGCACAGUCUCUUCUUCAUCCUCGCGUGGAGGUAAAACUGUUGUCAAAAAGAUCGAAGAUCAGCCAAAUCCAACUGAUGUGAUCCCAAGGGCAUCUCCCAAGUUAGAAAGCAAAUUGAUUGAUGAACCAGCCUCCAUCGUGUCACAGCAAGCGCAAGUAGUGCUUGAUCCCCAAGCUCCGAAGUUCCAGCCAAGAUCACCAGUUUUAGAUCUCGCUGAUGCCUUGGCUCAGAGUCGUCUACCCGUUCCGGAGCCGCAAAUAUUCACUGGAGACCCACUCCAAUAUCCAGAUUGGGUGUCGGCUUUCACUACUCUGGUAGAGCGAAGAGGCACCCCUCCUGGUGAAAAAAUUCACUACCUUCGAAGGUAUCUUGGUGGUCCAGCAAAGGAGGCAGUCAGUGGCUACUUUCUCCUGAGAUCAGAAAAUGCAUUUGAGCAAGCAAAGAGCACCCUUCAAAAGAGGUUUGGCAAUCCAUUUGCUAUUGCUGAAGCCUUUCGGACAAAGUUGGAUGUGUGGCCCAAGAUAACCAGCAAGGAUCACAAUGGGCUGCAGCGGUUUGCAGACUUCCUUCAACAGUGUCUGGUAGCCAAGGCUGAGAUUGUCGAUCUCAACAUUCUGGAUGAUAUACGAGAGAUCAACCGAAUGGUUGCUCGACUACCAGAUCAUAUCGUCCAUAGAUGGAAUCGCUCGGUGGCACAGACAAAAAGGGAGCGACUUUGUUAUCCUAGGUUUGCUGACUUCGUUUCUUUCAUUGGGAACGAAGCAGACAUUGCUAAUGAUCCUCUGCUCACUGUGGAUGUUGGCAAGACUAGAGAGAGAAAACAGGAAACCGCAGUCUCAAAACGGGUAACCCUCUCUACGUCUGGCUCAACUUCACAGAAGCAAUGUCUGUUGUGCAAGAGACAAAAUCAUUCCCUGAAUGACUGUCGGGAAUUCCUUCGGAAAGACAUGUCCCAGAGAAAGGAUUUCAUCAAAAAUGAAAGACUUUGCUAUGGCUGUCUUGAAAAAGGCCAUAUGUCUAAAUAUUGCCAAAGCAGACUGGUCUGCAAGAAGUGCAGUAAAAGGCAUCCAAGCUGCCUUCAUGAGGACCAAAGAGAUUCGAACAAGGCCAACUUGGCAUCAAGCCAACCGAAGGAAGCUCAAACCGCAUCGACCUCAAAUCCUCAAGCUGUAACGCACAAAGUACAAGGCGAUGAACGUAGUGACCUUACAUCAAUGAUUGUGCCUGUGUACCUUUCUAGUACAGAGAGGCCUGACAAGGAGGUUCUAGUGUAUGCACUACUAGACUCCAUGUCAAACACCACCUUCCUUUCCGAAGAUGUCGGCCAAGACCUGGAUGUACAAUCCCAGCCUGCCACAUUGUCGUUGACAACCUUGACGUUUCAUUAA